Molecule: messenger RNA, 8131 nt
Organism: Nyctereutes procyonoides (raccoon dog)
Lineage: Eukaryota; Metazoa; Chordata; Mammalia; Carnivora; Canidae
Gene: COL5A1
Product: collagen type V alpha 1 chain
Exons: 66
Coding region: 377-5905 (1842 amino acids)
Molecular function (GO): extracellular matrix structural constituent
Source: RefSeq, a predicted model, not a curated record
GGGGAAAAAGCGCUCGGCGCCCGAGGCGAGGUCGGCACUCCCGUCCCCGCGGCUGGCGCAGGACCUCCCUCGAGCGGAGCGCCCACGGGGAGCGGGUCGCGGGGCGGCGGCGGCGGCCAGGAGGCGGCGAGAAGGAGUCGGAGGAGGCGACGAGGCGAGGAGGCGAGCGCGCGGGCCGAGCGGGGUCCCGGCCGCCCCGCGGACCAGAGUCGACCCCCGCCCGUGGGCGAGCGCGCCCGUCGGCCUCGGCCCGAGGGGGAACGCGGCGCCCGCUCCCCAUGACUCCCUAGGGCGCGCGGUCCCGCCGAGUCCGCUCCCUCCCGGGCCGUGCCCCGCGCCCCUGCGUCCCCGCGCGCCCCGACCCGCGCCCCGCGGCAUGGACGUCCACACCCGCUGGAAAGCGCGCAGCCCGCCGCGCCCGGGCGCCCCGCUGCUGUCCUCGCCGCCGCCGCCGCUGCUGCUGCUGCUGCUGCUGCUGCUGUGGGCGCCGCCUCCGAGCCGCGCAGCUCAGCCAGCGGAUCUCCUGAAGGUCCUAGAUUUUCACAACUUGCCUGAUGGAAUAACAAAGACAACAGGUUUCUGUGCUACGCGGAGAUCUUCCAAAGGCCCAGACGUCGCUUACAGAGUCACGAAAGAUGCCCAGCUCAGCGCGCCCACCAAGCAGUUGUAUCCUGCGUCUUCAUUUCCGGAGGAUUUCUCCAUUCUAACCACUGUGAAAGCCAAGAAAGGCAGCCAGGCCUUCCUGGUCUCCAUCUACAACGAGCAGGGCAUUCAGCAGAUUGGCCUGGAAAUGGGCCGCUCUCCGGUCUUCCUCUAUGAGGACCACACAGGGAAACCAGGCCCAGAGGAUUACCCCCUCUUCAGGGGCAUCAACCUGUCGGAUGGCAAGUGGCACAGGAUCGCUCUCAGCAUCCACAAGAAAAAUGUCACCUUGAUCUUGGACUGUAAAAAGAAGACCACCAAACCCCUGGACCGCAGUGAUCACCCCAUGAUAGAUGUCAAUGGCAUCAUCGUGUUUGGCACCCGGAUCCUAGAUGAGGAAGUAUUUGAGGGUGACAUCCAGCAGCUGCUCUUUGUCUCGGACCACCGGGCGGCUUACGAUUACUGCGAGCACUACAGCCCGGACUGUGACACCGCUGUCCCUGACACGCCCCAGUCACAAGACCCCAACCCUGAUGAAUACUACCCGGAAGGAGAUGGAGAAGGUGAUACUUACUACUACGAGUAUCCCUACUACGAGGACACAGAUGACCCCAGCAAGGAGCCUACCCCCACCAAGAAGCCUGUGGAAGCUGCUAGAGAGACCACGGAGAUCGCCGAGGAGCAGACCCCACCCACCACGGCAGCCCCUGCAGUGCCUGACAUCAGUGAGAGGGCUGGGAAGGAGGAGGACCCUGGCAUUGGAGACUACGACUACAUGCCCAGUGAGGACUACUACACACCUGCCCCUUAUGAUGACAUGAACUACAACGAGGGCUUCGAGAACCCCGACCAGUCCCCUGACCAUGGCGCAGGGGCCGAGGUCCCCACCAGCACAGUCAGCACCACCAACGGCUCCAAUCCUGCCCCGCCUCCUGAGGAUGACCUGGAAGGGGAGUUUACAGAAGAAACCAUCCGGAACCUGGAUGAGACCUACUAUGACCCCUACUAUGACCCCACUGUCUCCCCGUCGGAGAUAGGGCCGGGCAUGCCUGCCAACCAGGACACCAUCUACGAAGGGAUCGAAGGACCCCGAGGCGAGAAGGGUCAAAAGGGAGAACCUGCCAUCAUCGAACCAGGCAUGCUCAUGGAGGGGCCGCCUGGCCCUGAAGGUCCUGCAGGUCUCCCAGGACCUCCAGGAACGAUGGGCCCCACUGGCCAAGUGGGUGACCCUGGAGAAAGGGGUCCCCCUGGACGCCCAGGCCUUCCUGGGGCUGAUGGGCUGCCUGGCCCUCCCGGAACCAUGCUCAUGCUGCCUUUCCGCUUCGGAGGGGGUGGCGAUGCCGGCUCCAAAGGUCCCAUGGUGUCGGCUCAGGAGUCCCAGGCUCAAGCAAUUCUGCAGCAGGCUAGGCUGGCACUGCGGGGGCCGGCUGGCCCAAUGGGUCUUACGGGGAGACCGGGCCCCAUGGGCCCUCCGGGCAGUGGAGGUCUGAAGGGAGAGCCGGGAGACAUGGGGCCUCAGGGUCCCCGAGGUGUGCAGGGCCCGCCUGGCCCCGCCGGAAAGCCUGGAAGAAGGGGCCGAGCUGGGAGUGACGGAGCCAGAGGGAUGCCCGGACAAACUGGCCCCAAGGGUGACCGUGGCUUCGAUGGCCUGGCUGGACUGCCGGGAGAGAAGGGCCACCGGGGUGACCCUGGUCCUUCUGGGCCACCGGGACCUCCAGGAGACGAUGGAGAACGGGGUGAUGAUGGAGAAGUUGGGCCCAGAGGACUGCCUGGGGAACCUGGACCGCGUGGUCUGUUGGGGCCAAAGGGGCCCCCAGGCCCUCCUGGACCUCCGGGUGUAACGGGUAUGGACGGCCAACCAGGCCCAAAAGGAAACGUGGGCCCCCAGGGAGAGCCUGGCCCCCCGGGACAGCAGGGUAACCCAGGCGCCCAGGGUCUCCCAGGCCCCCAGGGUGCCAUCGGUCCUCCAGGGGAAAAGGGUCCCCUGGGUAAACCAGGAUUGCCAGGAAUGCCCGGUGCCGAUGGACCCCCGGGGCACCCAGGCAAAGAAGGUCCUCCGGGAGAGAAGGGCGGCCAGGGUCCGCCUGGCCCCCAGGGCCCAAUUGGCUAUCCGGGUCCUCGAGGAGUCAAGGGGGCAGAUGGCAUCCGCGGUCUGAAGGGCACAAAGGGAGAAAAGGGUGAAGAUGGUUUUCCUGGGUUUAAAGGAGACAUGGGCAUCAAGGGUGAUCGGGGGGAGAUCGGCCCCCCUGGUCCUCGAGGAGAGGAUGGCCCCGAAGGCCCUAAGGGUCGUGGAGGUCCGAAUGGCGACCCUGGUCCUCUGGGACCCCCUGGGGAGAAGGGAAAGCUCGGAGUGCCAGGAUUACCAGGUUACCCAGGAAGACAAGGGCCCAAGGGUUCUAUUGGAUUUCCUGGCUUUCCUGGUGCCAACGGAGAGAAAGGUGGCAGGGGCACGCCUGGGAAGCCGGGACCACGGGGGCAACGAGGCCCAACGGGUCCGCGGGGUGAACGAGGCCCCCGGGGCAUCACUGGGAAGCCUGGCCCCAAGGGCAACUCCGGAGGCGAUGGCCCAGCCGGCCCUCCGGGUGAACGGGGACCCAACGGACCCCAAGGACCCACCGGUUUCCCUGGACCCAAGGGCCCCCCUGGCCCUCCAGGCAAGGACGGGCUCCCAGGACACCCUGGACAGAGAGGAGAGACCGGGUUCCAAGGCAAGACCGGCCCCCCGGGACCCCCAGGCGUUGUCGGCCCUCAGGGUCCCACAGGAGAAACUGGUCCGAUGGGCGAGCGUGGCCACCCUGGGCCCCCAGGCCCCCCCGGUGAACAGGGGCUCCCAGGCCUUGCUGGGAAAGAGGGGACAAAGGGUGACCCAGGCCCCGCCGGCCUGCCUGGAAAAGAUGGCCCUCCUGGGUUACGUGGCUUCCCCGGGGAUCGAGGGCUCCCUGGUCCAGUGGGAGCACUUGGCCUGAAAGGCAGCGAAGGCCCCCCCGGCCCACCAGGCCCUGCGGGAUCUCCAGGGGAGAGAGGCCCAGCUGGUGCCGCUGGGCCCAUCGGAAUCCCAGGGAGACCUGGGCCCCAAGGACCUCCAGGGCCGGCUGGGGAAAAAGGAGCUCCUGGUGAGAAAGGUCCCCAAGGCCCAGCUGGCCGAGAUGGCCUCCAGGGCCCUGUGGGGCUCCCCGGUCCAGCUGGCCCCGUGGGCCCCCCUGGAGAAGAUGGAGAUAAGGGAGAGAUCGGGGAGCCUGGACAGAAGGGCAGCAAGGGGGACAAAGGCGAGCAGGGUCCUCCCGGGCCCACUGGUCCGCAGGGCCCCAUCGGACAGCCUGGCCCCUCGGGAGCCGACGGCGAGCCAGGCCCUCGUGGGCAGCAGGGCCUCUUUGGGCAGAAAGGUGACGAAGGUCCGAGAGGUUUUCCUGGCCCCCCCGGGCCAGUGGGGCUGCAGGGUCUGCCAGGACCUCCCGGAGAGAAGGGCGAGACUGGGGACGUGGGCCAGAUGGGUCCCCCAGGUCCCCCCGGCCCCCGAGGACCCUCUGGAGCUCCAGGUGCAGAUGGGCCACAAGGGCCUCCGGGUGGAAUUGGCAACCCCGGUGCCGUGGGAGAGAAGGGUGAACCUGGUGAAGCUGGAGAGCCUGGCCUGCCUGGAGAGGGGGGCCCCCCGGGACCCAAAGGAGAAAGGGGUGAGAAGGGCGAGUCGGGCCCUUCUGGUGCAGCUGGACCCCCUGGACCCAAAGGCCCUCCUGGGGACGAUGGUCCUAAAGGCAGCCCCGGCCCUGUUGGUUUCCCUGGAGAUCCUGGUCCCCCUGGAGAGCCUGGACCCGCGGGUCAAGAUGGCCCCCCUGGUGACAAAGGGGACGACGGUGAGGCCGGACAAACGGGAUCUCCAGGCCCCACUGGCGAACCAGGACCGUCUGGGCCUCCAGGAAAAAGGGGUCCCCCAGGCCCCGCAGGCCCCGAAGGCAGACAGGGAGAGAAGGGAGCCAAGGGGGAAGCCGGCUUGGAAGGCCCUCCUGGGAAGACUGGCCCCAUUGGCCCCCAGGGGGCCCCUGGGAAGCCUGGGCCUGAUGGCCUGCGAGGGAUCCCAGGCCCUGUGGGUGAGCAAGGUCUCCCGGGCUCCCCAGGCCCCGACGGCCCACCUGGCCCCAUGGGACCCCCAGGACUCCCUGGCCUCAAAGGAGAUUCUGGCCCCAAAGGGGAAAAGGGUCAUCCAGGCUUGAUCGGACUCAUCGGACCUCCGGGUGAACAGGGUGAAAAAGGUGACCGUGGUCUCCCUGGCCCCCAGGGCUCCUCUGGCCCCAAGGGAGAACAGGGCAUCACUGGUCCUUCGGGCCCGAUCGGCCCCCCCGGCCCUCCCGGCUUGCCGGGUCCUCCUGGGCCAAAAGGUGCUAAGGGCUCCUCGGGUCCCACUGGCCCGAAGGGUGAGGCUGGCCACCCAGGACCCCCUGGCCCACCGGGUCCCCCUGGCGAGGUCAUCCAGCCCCUGCCAAUCCAGGCAUCCAGGACCCGGCGGAACAUUGAUGCCAGCCAGCUGCUGGAUGACGGGGCCGGCGAGAGCUAUGUGGACUACGCGGACGGCAUGGAGGAAAUCUUCGGCUCGCUCAACUCCCUGAAGCUGGAGAUAGAGCAGAUGAAGCGGCCUCUGGGCACGCAGCAGAACCCCGCCCGCACCUGCAAGGACCUGCAGCUCUGUCACCCCGACUUCCCAGACGGUGAAUACUGGGUGGAUCCUAACCAGGGAUGCUCCCGGGACUCCUUCAAAGUUUACUGCAACUUCACAGCUGGAGGGGCAACGUGCGUCUUCCCCGACAAGAAGUCCGAGGGGGCCAGGAUCACUUCUUGGCCCAAAGAAAACCCGGGUUCCUGGUUCAGUGAAUUCAAGCGUGGUAAACUGCUCUCCUACGUGGAUGCCGAGGGCAACCCUGUGGGUGUGGUCCAGAUGACCUUCCUGCGGCUGCUGAGUGCCUCUGCCAACCAGAACAUCACCUACAACUGCUACCAGUCAGUAGCCUGGCAGGACGCCGCCACGGGCAGCUACGACAAGGCCAUGCGCUUCCUGGGCUCCAACGACGAGGAGAUGUCCUACGACAACAGCCCCUACAUCCGCGCCCUGGUGGAUGGCUGUGCUACGAAGAAAGGGUAUCAGAAGACUGUUCUGGAGAUCGACACGCCCAAGGUGGAACAAGUGCCCAUCGUGGAUAUUAUGUUCAACGAUUUCGGUGAAGCAUCACAGAAAUUUGGAUUUGAAGUGGGGCCAGCUUGCUUCCUGGGCUAGGAGCCGUGAGCCCGGCCCCCAAGAGCAACCUCGUGACCUCAGCGCGCCGUCUGCGGGCGUCCUGGACAGUGAAGGCCCCUCGUCCCUCCCCCGACCUCGUCUGCGCCUGGGUCCGCGCCGGGCCAGACCCCAAACCCACAGAGAGCGAAGGGAAAGAGCCGACUCCCCAACCCCGGAGCCGAAUCACAUGACCUAGACGGCCCACAGCCACCGGGCCCCACUGCUUUGUCAGCCCCAUCUGUCCCCACCAUGCGCCACUGGGGCGGGGACGGGGCCGCAUUUCUGGCCGCCCAGCCGGCCGAUCCAUCACCUGCGUGGGGAGGUCACCAGGCCGGGCGUGGGGCUGCAGUAUUUGGAGAUCACGUUUUUUUUUUUUUUAAAUUCAACUUGAAGAUGCGUAUUUCCCCUGACCAUCAAAAAAAUGUUCGGAGGCAAACCUUGUAAAAAGGUCAUCCCCACCCCGCCAGAGCCUCUGUUUUCAACUACACGAUCCAUUCACAGGCCCAGUGUCAUUCUGCAUGUGCCUUUCCAAUGGAUUAAAGGUGCUUUCGUUUUUGUGAGUUUUAAGUAAAUAUUUGUAUUGUAUUGUCCUAAGUGUUCAGUGUCCCCGACUUUCAAUCACGCAUGUCAGCCCGGCUUCAGUCCUGCUGAGAGAGUGGGGUGAAGGGUGGGUGUCCAGUUCUGGUGAGGAAGGAGCAGCCCCGUGCCCCACCUGGCCAGGGACGUGCAAUAAGGUGGAGGUUCGCCCGGGGGCGGCAGGAGUGCACACUGCCGUGGCAACAGCGGAGCCCAGGGUGCCCGGGCCCCUUUUCAGACAAUUUUUUGAUUAGCUUUGGAUUUUUUUUUUUUAAUGGAGAGGAAAAAAAAAAAGAACUUGAUGCUUUGCCUUUCCUACAUGCACUUAGAUUAAAUCACAGGCAUAAAUUAAUUUUAAUUGCUUCCUUUUCCCGUUUUUCUACCCGCAGAGCCUGAUGGGAGAGUAUCCAGGGCAGGGAAACCACACUUUCUGUAGAUGAUAAUUAAAUGAAAAUUGGUGCUUACUUUUACACUUCUCCUUUGUGGUGCUAUCUGUUUUAAGAUCUCCUUGCAAAGGGGACACUGGGGUGACCUGGCCGUGCGGCCUCCCGCCUCUCUCGGUCCCCGCCUCUGCCUCCGCGGCGCGGUGGGGACCUGCUGAGGACGGGAGGGUGGACGGGCGGACGCUCGCUCAUCGCCUCCCUUCCCAGGGGCCCACGUGUCCCUGCGCUCCCAGAGGGUGGCCAGGCCCGUUUCCAGGAUUGGGUUGUGCCUCUGUGAUUUGAAAACACACGCGCGCUAUAAAAGAUGCUGCCCACAGUGUCCGCGGCGUGACGAUGAGCAGGUCGUACGCAUCCGGUUUGCCGAAUGUCUGGUGCUAAUUUCUGUGUUUGUUCCAAGAACUGAGCUGAAGCCGCGUGUGCCGUCCCAGCUGGGCUGCCUUUGCCCGGGGGGCCUCAGCCGACGGGGAGUCGUGCAAUCAACUCUGUGGGCCGCCUCCCCACACGAGCAACCGGAGUUCCAGCUGCCGGCGUCCUGGGCCGCGGGCCUCCACGCUCCGGAGAGCUCAGGGCUGGCGGGGCUUCGUGAGCGAGGGCAGGGGGCUGCCUGCCGUGGGCGGAGGACCCGAGGGGCCUGCGAGGAAAGGCAACCCCUUCACUGUGAAAAGCUGCCCUCGAGCAAUGCCCUUUCCUUCCGUGACGGGAGGAGCAGGUGAGGACCGCGGGCCCUGCUCGGCCCCCUCGGGAGGAGCUGUGACCGUUCCGGUGCUGUCGCCUGCCCACCUGCCCGCCCGCCCGCCCCGCCUGGGAGACCGCAGCAGAGCCUUGCCCCCACCUUGGGCAUCACGGAACCACCCACUAGGAUUGCCCGCAUUCCCGUGGAAAUUGAAUCUUGCUGUCACCAAAGAAAAGUCUGGCUCGGAGGUUCUUUGGAGCCCAGGAUGCCGGCAUGCGCCAAUGACUCUCACAUUUGUCUCUUCCAAAGCAAAGCCAUAUCCGAGGGCUGCCACGUGGUGCCCUGUGGGUGUUGUCUAGGUCAUGUGAUUCCGUUUUGCUUCCUCGUCCCUCCUGAGGCCCCCGUCACGCUGUCUUCCUCACCCUCUGGCCCCUUCAAAACUGUUGUCAUUUGUACUGAAGUCAAAUGUGUCCCGUUCUCCCCAGACCACUUCGCUAUGGUAUAUUGCAAUAAAAAUUACUUCUUAUAUUUGCA